GACUGAAUGCAAGCGGAGGGGGGAGUAGAGAGAGAGGGAAGGAGAGAGCGUACAGGCCUUGCCAAAUAAAGCCAUGGGGGCCUGGGCAGUGAUGGCCCUUUCUACUCUAUAAAUACGCUGUUUUUCUGCCGGUUCGGGUUUGGUGCCUGGAGCUCUGGACCAGCCCGGCUCGGAGAUUUUCAUCCGCUCUCAGGCCUGUCACUAUGCCCCGGGUGUAUGCUGACCUCAAACUGGACUUCAAAGAUGUCCUUUUCAGACCAAAGAGGAGCAGUCUGAAGAGCAGGUCUGAGGUUGACCUGCAGAGGACCUUCACAUUCCGGAACUCAAAGCAGACGUACAAUGGCAUCCCGAUCAUCGCUGCUAACAUGGACACCACCGGCACUUUUGAGAUGGCACAGGUGCUCAGCAAGCACACUCUCUUCACAGCCAUCCAGAAGCACUACUCCUUGGAAGAGUGGAAGACUUUUGCAGCCAGUCAUCCAGAGUGCCUUGAGCAUGUGGCGGCCAGCUCGGGCAGUGGAGCGGCGGAUCUGGAGAAACUGUGCAGCAUCCUGGAGGCCAUUCCUCUCAUCCAGUACAUCUGCCUGGACGUGGCCAAUGGCUACUCUGAACACUUUGUGGAGUUUGUAAAAAGAGUUCGGGAAAGGUUUCCAAAGCACACCAUCAUGGCGGGAAAUGUGGUGACGGGGGAGAUGGUGGAGGAACUCAUUCUGUCUGGAGCUGAUAUUAUUAAAGUGGGCAUUGGGCCAGGUUCUGUGUGCACCACACGCAUUAAGACCGGGGUGGGUUAUCCUCAGCUGAGCGCUGUUAUCGAGUGUGCUGACUCGGCCCAUGGACUGAAGGGACACAUCAUCUCUGACGGAGGCUGCAGUUGCCCUGGAGAUGUUGCUAAAGCUUUUGGUGCUGGGGCAGAUUUUGUCAUGUUGGGAGGAAUGUUAGCAGGACAUGAUCAAUGUGCUGGUGAACUCAUUGAGAAAGAUGGCAAAAAGUUCAAGCUGUUUUAUGGGAUGAGUUCAGACACUGCCAUGAAGAAGUAUGUCGGAGGGGUAGCAGAGUACAGGGCAUCAGAGGGCAGGACGGUCCAGGUGCCCUACAAAGGUGACGUGGAAAACACCAUCAGGGACAUCUUGGGCAGCUUGCAUGUUAGUGGAGAAUUUACACACCAGCAGAGAAAAUUCUCUGCCACAUUAAGAUCUAGUCCCUGCGUGUUGUAACUUUGAGUUGAUUUGAGCAGCGAGUGGUGCAAUGUGUACUGUUGUGGACAAUUUCUGCUGGCCUGCUUCCUUUGUGAUUGUACAGAGGGUGUGGUGGGAUGUCAUAUCAGACCAGAGGAAUGUGAAAACUGCUGCACCUCAUUUCUUCAACAUGCCUUGUGCAGUUUAGAUGAGAUAGAAAAUACUUUAUUAAAUGUAUUACGAGUAAAACAUUACAUAUGGAGGAAUAAACAUCUGAACAAGAAAUGUGUUUUUUUAUGCCUUAAAUUGCUUUAUUAUUAUUAUUAUUUUGCAAUAAUGACUGGCUGACUGUAUGGAACUAUAAUAUGCUAAGAAAAAAUGGUCCAUUACAACAAACAAAACAAUCAGCCUAUACACUACGGUAAUAGAAAUACUGAUGUCCUCUCAGGUAAUAGGCUAUUUUACUACAGUUGAUAACUGAAAAGCGAGAUGGCAUCAAUUGAGUUUGUAUGAAACGAGAGAUAAUGGACUUGGUUCCGAAAGUAUUUUUACCAUUAAUUUUUCACAUAAGGAUUUUUUUAAAACUCUUUGUUAAAG
This is a messenger RNA of Sinocyclocheilus rhinocerous, 1772 nucleotides long. Its product is annotated as GMP reductase 1-like. Bases 204 to 1214 code for a protein of 336 amino acids. Lineage: Eukaryota; Metazoa; Chordata; Actinopteri; Cypriniformes; Cyprinidae. Gene Ontology annotation, biological process: nucleotide metabolic process. Gene Ontology annotation, cellular component: GMP reductase complex. Gene Ontology annotation, molecular function: GMP reductase activity. The transcript is spliced from 9 exons. The record is from RefSeq and is a predicted model, not a curated record.